Molecule: messenger RNA, 778 nt
Organism: Scaptodrosophila lebanonensis
Lineage: Eukaryota; Metazoa; Arthropoda; Insecta; Diptera; Drosophilidae
Gene: GILT2
Product: GILT-like protein 2
Exons: 4
Coding region: 80-712 (210 amino acids)
Molecular function (GO): oxidoreductase activity, acting on a sulfur group of donors, disulfide as acceptor
Source: RefSeq, a predicted model, not a curated record
AAUUUUGAAUUAAUUUCAGUGCUAAGCCGACGGCCGUAAGUGACAGAAGCAACGAAACCAAGAACGUAAUUCAACCGUAAUGAAGUUUUUUGGAGGCAUAUUGCUCCCUGUAGCCAUUUUAUUGGGUAUUAAUGUAACCUGGAUCUAUGCGAGGCGUCAUCGCGACCCCGCCACCGACAGACUGCCCAUCACGCUCUAUUAUGAGGCGCUCUGUCCCUACUGCAUGCAAUUUAUGACCCAACAGUUGUAUCCCUCGAUGAAGGAUCGCCUGCCCUACACUCAGCUGACCCUGGUGCCCUACGGCAACGCUAGGGCUGACAAACAUGGCAAAAUCACUUGUCAACAUGGCACAAAUGAAUGUGAGUUGAACGCCUGGCACGCCUGCAUAUUGGAACAUCACGAUAUUGAGACUGCAUUAAAACUAAUAAGUUGCAUGAUGCGGAGUCGCAAAAAUAAAUUGGAAAUAUGCGCCAAUCGUUAUCAAAUAAACAUAGGGGAUGUGAAGCUUUGCAAAAAGGAGCGCACCGUGGAUGAGAUUCUGAGCAAAUACGGCAAGGAAACGGAUAAGGUGCCACACCAAGGUGUGCCGGCUAUAGCUGUGGACAAUCACUUGGAUUUCGAUGAUCAGGAGAAUCUAAACGACCACUUCGAUAGUACCUUUUGUUCUAAAUAUCAAGCUAAAUUUAACAAAAUUCUGAAGAAUUGUCAGUAGCAAUACAUUUAAAACUGUUAAAAGGUUGCAAAUAAAAUUAUUCAUACAAGUAUGUAUAAGAAUAAA